Molecule: messenger RNA, 1724 nt
Organism: Bombyx mandarina (wild silkworm)
Lineage: Eukaryota; Metazoa; Arthropoda; Insecta; Lepidoptera; Bombycidae
Product: luciferin 4-monooxygenase
Molecular function (GO): CoA-ligase activity
Source: RefSeq, a predicted model, not a curated record
UGCUAAAGAAGAAUGCUGAAGAUACCUAAUUACGUGUACGGGCCCAAGGAUACCACAAUCCCUCUAGACGUUAACUUCGGCCAGUUCAUGCUGGGAAGAAUGUGGAUGUACAAAGACAGGAUUGCACAGACGAACGGAGCCACGGGCGAAAGUUUUACUUACAAAGAAAUCGUCCAGCAAUCUAUGAAAUUCGCCGUCUCGCUUACUCGGCUUGGCGUGCGUAAGGGAGAGACGAUAGCCCUAUUUUCUGAGAACAGAAGAGAGUAUUGGCCUGCCGUUAUUGGGACGGUGUGUGUUGGCGCCAUUUGUACUACUAUAAGUAGUAUGUAUGCUGAAGAAGAAAUAAAACACGUAUUGCACAUUUCGAAGCCGAAAUAUUUAAUAGUUUCGCCUAAAAUGUACGAAGCGCACGAGGCGACGUUGAAGUUAAUCGAUUCUAUAGAGACAACCAUUUUAUUUGGCGACGAUGCGAAAAGACCCGCUCUAUAUUAUUUCAACGAUUUAGUUGCGAGUGUCGGCUCAGAUAUCGAUAUUGAGAAUUUCAUCGCAGCCGACGUUGAUGUGCACGACGUUUUGUUCAUACUGUAUUCUUCGGGAACUACCGGCAUGCCAAAAGGAGUGACAUUAACUCAUUUAAACGCCAUAGCUGUUUGUUGUAUGCCGGCCAUUCUAGAUCCAGAGCUCAGUAGUCUGAACAUAAGAGGAUGGCACCACAUCUCUGGUCUGCUGGCUGUCUCGGCAGCAAUGGCUUUUGGAAGGAGAGGUCUGUACCUGGAUAAUUUCGAAUUGGAAUUAUUUUUGAAAACAAUCGAGAAAUAUAAGGUAGCUCAGGUGGUCGUGGCGCCUACAGUUCUGGUCGCAAUGUGUAAAAGCGACGCUAAAUACGACUUGAGCUCUUUAAGAUUUAUAUAUUCAUCGGUCGCUCCACUACACAAGGAGACGAUAAGCGCUGCUUAUAAAAAAUUGCCCAACCUUAAAGCCGUCCUCCAGGGCUACGGUUCGUCGGAGACCACGCUGGUCAUCAUCAGAUACACGUACAAAGAUGCGGAUAUAGUCAAGUCCGGCAGCGUGGGACUGGUCGCUCCCAAUUGUAUCGUGAAGGUGGUCGACAUAAAAGAUCAAAGACCCUUAGGACCAAAUCAGGAAGGGGAAAUCUACGUAAAGGGUCCGCUCCUCAUGAAGGGCUACAUGGGGAGGGCCAGGUCCGACGACUUCGAUGACGAAGGCUUCUACAGGACCGGGGACGCGGGCUACUAUGACGAGGAUGGACACUUCUACAUCUGCGACAGGAUUAAGGAAUUCAUCAAAUGCCACGGAUACCAGGUUCCACCAGCUGAAGUAGAAGCUGUGUUACUCCUGCAUGACGCAGUAAGAGAAGCCGGCGUUAUCGGGCUGAAGGAUCCGGAUGCCGGGGAGAUUCCACUGGCCUUCGUCUCUUUACAGCCAGGGAAGGAAGUCACCGAAGAGGAAUUGAAGGAGUUUGUUGCGAAACGGUUGUCUGAUCCGAAACACCUGAGAGGGGGAUUGCGCUUUGUCGAUAAUGUACCGAAGAACAAAAACGGAAAACUGGACAGGAACGAACUAAGGAGAAUGGCUAAUUCAUUAUAAACUAGUGCUCGUCUAAGUGGUCGAAAUUCGACCUUAUUUUAUUUAAAUUAUAAGUUUGAAUAUUGUUAUGGUUGUACUGUUAAAGAAGGCUUAUUAUACUUAUAUAAUCAGAGAUU